UUCAGCGUGAGCCGACGGGGUUGGGGAGCCACCGGGCAGAACUACGCAAACACAGCACCGCACCGGCUUCAAAGCGGAAUAUACGAGUUAGUUUUAGAUCCAGCAAAAUAGCGCUGAAAGGAUAUAACUCAAGCGACACUGAGAUCGGCGGAUCGAGCGCAGCAUGCUUUAUUUUGUUCGCCAGGUAGUAUGACGCGAUGAGAGAGGGAGAAGUCUCACGGUUUUAGUAAAAUCCAGGUGAUUUGUAUUACGUUACGCCCCGGGAGAAGGGGGAAGAGGAUGUUGGCGCUGUCAGUUCGUAGCAGUUAGCUAACUAGACUAAUAUCUUUGACUACCAAAGUAUCUUUUAACUAGCUGGCGAGAAAACGGCACAUUUCGAGGAGCUGCAAAGUGGACAUCCAUCCUUCCGCAUGCUGCGCAUAGCCAGGGAACAGUCUGAUCUCUGCAUCUGAUAUCACACAUUGACCUUCCACUCGCUGUUGCGUACUGCCUGGACUAGACCUAUGAUGAAAAUGGUGACUAAUCCAGUUUUAUAAGCUCUGUCCGCCCUGCUCACAUCAAUGACCCAGCUGGCAGCUGAUGGAAGAGAAGGCACUCAGCAAGCCCACCAUGGUCUCCAGGCUGCCUAAAUUCGGCGCCCGCGCCCAGGGUGGCACGAGCGCGCUCCCCAAUGGGACGGCCACACCUCUGCAGAGCCAGGAAGGGAAGGGGGUGGCCCCGGGCAAGCCGAAUGGGGUGGCCCGUCUGCCCUCGGCCUUCUCUCUGAGGUGGAAGAAGGGGGGCGGAAGCCCCACGGAGGGAGCGGGGCCAGAGAGGCAGGGGGAGGAGGGAAGGGCGGGGCUCCGGGCUCAGCCGCAGCAGCAGGCUCCCGCGGCCAGGGAGCUGAAAAAGCCCUCCGCCCCCGUUAGCAAGGUCCGCCGGCCUGCGCCGUCAGCCAAUCCCACCGCUCAGAGGACAAUCCCCCAGCCGUCCAGGACGGGCCCGCGGGGGGCGUCCGCACAAGCCCCCAGACCGGUCCUGAAUGGCGUAGCCUCGCGGUUCGGGCUUGGCCUGCAGCGGACGGGCUCCAACCCGGAUUCUGGCCCCAGUGCCGGCACUCACGGCGGGCUACGGGACGGCCUGUCCCAGUCCACCGACAGCCUGAAGUCCCUGUCCUCGGACAGCAUGGUGCGCUCUCAGAGCUUCACCCACUUCAGGCAGCUCCCCUCCCCCUCCGCCCAGCCCAUCACCCGCUCCUUCUCCCUCAACAGGGCGGAGCUGGCCAGGCCGCCGGCCAGCGGCCUGGUGCGUACCAAGAACCAGCUCCUCAAGCCCACCUCAGCGCCGGGCGCCCAGUGCGGCAAGAGCCCUGCCGCCCGACCCGGAGGGGGCGCCCUGAAGAAGCCCCUGCUGCCCAGCUGCUUGCCCAGCAAGUCCCCGGCUCUGGCCUACAGGCUGACCCGCCCCUCCCUGGUCAAGCAGGCACGCCCGCUCCUCGCAGGGCAAGCUCGGGGGGACCAGGGGGCGAAGGGAGGGAGCGGGGACUCCGUGGAGACGUCACCAGGCACGCCGGACCCUCCCAGCCAGGCGGAGAAGCUUCCGGCUCCGGAGAUCCACCUGGAAGAGCUGACAUCACACCAGGAGGUGGAGCUCUCAGCACGCUACCUGGGGGAGGGGCUGGAGGACAUGUCGCUGUCUUCCACCUCCUCCCUGGAGCGCAACGACACCAGCGAGGAGUACAUGGACGACUUCGAUAACCUCGGAAACGGCGGAGGCAUGCUGCUGUUUCCCCCCCACGACGACGGGGUCUUCCAGACCCAGCCUCACGCGAAUGACAAUGCCCCCACCAACGGCGAGCGCACCGCGCCCACUCAGACGCGCCUCUGUAGCUUCCUGACGGACACUGUGGACUGGGCAGGGAGGGCACUGGGAGGAGGUAAAGAGGACCAUGGGAUUCUAUGUGGCCAUGACGAUCGGUCCCAGUCCCCAGAGAGGGACCUUCCCCACGGCUCCUCGCUGGACCUCUCCCCCUCAGACAGCUCGGGAGGCACCUACAUGUGGGAUGAGGAGGGGCUGGAGCCCCUGGGCACCACCAUACACCCCUGCGGGAGCUACGACUCUGAUCUCAACAGUCUGGACAUCCUCAACAACUUGGACAACCUGGAGUCAUGUGACUUGGAAGACGAUGACCUCAUGCUUGACGUGGACCUCCCCGAAGACGGCUCGCUGCACAGCGACGCUGACGGGAUGUCCCAUUUCGAGCGCACCGAGAGGGGGGGCCGGCAGGGACACUGGAGGAGGCGGCAGCACCGGUGGAGCGGACCGGACCACUUCCACAAUGAUAACAGGGGAGGCGGCUUUCAGCAGUUUGACGGGCGCUCCAGUCCAGGGACGGGGAAGGCUGGGACUCAUCCGCUGCAGGGGCGGCACGAUGGCCACAUGGUGGCGCUGGACGAGCUGACCCUUAGACACAUGGCCGAGGACUGCACCUCUGUUAAAUCACAGCUGCUCAAACUGAAGAAACUUCUGCAGAUGGAGGAUGGAGGUACGAUCCAGGAUGCUCUGGAAUUGGGAGUCUUGAGUCCGGAACCCAGGGAAGACCCCAGCGCUGCCCUGCAGGUGGAGGAGCUGUUGAAGGAGGUGCAGGAGCUGAGGCAGGAGCUGAGGGAUAAAGAGAAGACCAUCAGUCAUCUGACCCAGCAGCUGGCCAUUCCCACACCACCCCCCACCUGCCAGUGCCAGCACAGGAGGCCGGAGGCCCGAGGGGAGAGGCGCAGCCACCACGACAAGGCCACCCAGACGCCCUGGCGAGGACACGCGCCUCAGGUACUACAGCCUCCCAGCCCCUGGCCCAGCGAAUGCCUCACCCAGGGAAGACUAGCAAGAACAGCCCCCACCGCGGACCCCAGUGAGCGCGCCCGCGCCCGCGCCCCCACCGGGGGCGAGCGUCCCCGCCCCGUCUCCUGCCCGGACGCCUCCGUCAGCCUGCUCCUCCGCUCGCACCUCAGGCUCGGAGAGGGCGAGGAGGGCGUCCGUCACCCUGGGGCCCAGCCCAGGCCCCCCACGACUGCCCCUCCUCCGGACAGAGACCACGCCCAGGGCCGGCCCCGCAUCCUGCAGUCCCUCCGCCUCCACAAGAAGGUGUCCGUCCCCACCCUGCCCCAAGAGGGCGCCGGCCCCCUCGCUGCGGGUGGAUUUCCCGGAGAGAGGGCCGUGGAAGGCAGGGCCAACCCCAUGCCGGGCUCCGCCGCGCUGCUGAAGAAGAGGCAGUUGCCGCCUCCGUCCCGGGGACUGCCCAGCUUCAGCUCGGCGUCCCAGGCCUCGGGCUUGGCCCGGGCCCCGACCCUGCUCGCCCCGCCUCGAACCCUGGGCCUCAGAGAACCGGAGAACGGUUUACCCAAAGCCGGAGGUCUUAUCCCUCCCAAUCACUCACGUCUCCCCAAACCAAAGAUCCACUGACUCUCCUUACAGGCACGCAACGCGCCCCAAAAAUCCUAGGUGACCCAGCGUACUCCCAGCUCCCCCAGAGCAAUUUGGCUGCUUUUGGCUGCUUGCAGGGGGAACGAAACGUGUUCCUACACCUCUUAUUUAGACUUUAAUCUAUUGCUUAACUGAGUAGAAAAUCGGAUUCUUAGAAUAACACGCAUUCAAUGCCACCAGUAAAAUUGGCUGCAUAAAUCUGUAAACAAGACAUAUCUUUUGAAAAGGAGACAGCGCCCGGUGCCGAGCACUGUAUAUGGUUGUGUCUUCCCUUGAAGGAUGAACAUAACUCAAUGCAGAAUACACAAACAGUGCAUUACUGCCCAAUCUAGCUGUCACUGUGGAAAGCAAGUGCGAUUUUGUCCUGAGCGGGAGAAAGGAGUAAGGAAAUAUUAUUUGUCUUAGUCGCGUAUGCAAUUAAUGCUAUGCCUGAAAGCGCCUGCCUGUCUCCGUGAAUGUUUACUGUGAAGUGUUUUUCACGGGGGGGUCAUUAAGGAAGCCCCCGGAUCCGUGGGGUUGGAAGAGUUUUGAGAGCCAGCCUAUUUGUCUGUGUCAGACGCCCCAAAAGCAGCGCCUGUCCCGCAAGAGGAGGCGGGGGGGGCUGCCCUUGGGCCGUGGUCUGACGACAGGCGUGGGCGGUCGCAAUCCGUAAACCCCGAGGGCGCUUUACAAACUCCAUGCUGUUGUCAGGGGGGGUUCAGAGCUUCUUUUCGGGCCAAGCUGCGGGCGUUGAGAUGACCCCCGGGGCAUGCCCUAGUCAGCCAUAACUCCGCCACGAUUGCUUUUGCGCCGGAACGCAUUCAUUUCACAUACGUGUUCCGGGCGAAACCGCGGGGACGGGCUUUCUGCGAGCUUAGCGCGGCCGUGUUGCGGGGAGGAGGGGCCGAUCAAGAUAACAUUGUAAAAGCGUGUUGUAAGCCUUGGAGGAAUUAAACCUCUUAAUGCGCUCCCAAAGGUGGUCUUAUAAAGAGCUUUUCUGAAAGUGCGGAAACUUGUCUAAUUCGGUACACUCGGAUACAUUUCCCCAAGCAGAAGCUGUGUGAUGUGAAAUGCAGUUUCUCUCUCUCUCUUUCUCUCUCUUUUUGUGUCUGUGAGAUCUCUGCCGCAGCUCGUGAGUUCAGGGAUCUGGCUCUCUUGAGAAUCCGUGCAUGUGCAAUGCUACUGCAGGGGUCAAGCAAUUUCUAACAUCUGCGCGUUUUCUUUUUUCUUUAUUUUUCAUUGUGCCUCUCUCUAGUGCGUUCUUCUGUGGACCACCGGCGUGUCAGCGUGUGGCCCGAGUGCUCCGGCGGUGGCGGCUCGCCAGGCGGCCGUGACUCACCUCUCCCCGAGGAGGCCUGUGCGCUGUCGGCCUUCUCCCCCCGAGAGGCGGGCGAGCUCUCCUGCUUUUCAAGAGCCUUGGCCUUUGCACCGCGGCCGCCCAUGUGUAGGUCCUCUCCGAGAUGAGAGAGCGAGAGAGAGAGAGAAAGAGAGAGAGAGGAAGCGGCAGGAGCCUUAAAUAGUCAUGCUUUAAAAAAACUCCCCUCUUACCCAACACUGAGCCUCACCGCCACGUGGCUGACCCCACCCCCUAACCCCCCCCCCACUUAUUGUUUCCAGAGAGGUGGUGGGGAGGCGGUGGAGCGUGGAAGCAGCUGGAACGUCACAGGAUUACCCAUGCGCUCAUUGUCUUCCCCCCCGGCAGCGUGAACACAAGCAUAUUUUGUAAUCACUUCCUUUCGCCGCCUUCCUUUUCCCUUAAUCCAGCUGCAUUGUCCCCGGCAUCAUGGGGCAGAGCGCGAGGCCAGCGAACCCCGUUUGGUGUGCUGCCGGGGGCGGUGCUUUUUAUGACGCCGUUGCCACAGACUCAGCUUUUUUAACUGCGGGGCGGGGCCGCGCGUCUCUGGUUUUUCCGAGUCGCUAGACGCUGACCCCAGACCUGUGCCUGCGCGCACGUGUGCCUGCAUUGCGAGACUGGAGGUACUCCACGCUUCUCAGACUGCACUGGUUUAAGGGAAGGGGCACUCCAAAGCAGGCACUGACGAGCGCAUUUAGAGGGCAGUUGUUCAAGGUAUUUGAUUGCCAGCUUCCUGUCAGAGACUUACGAGGGCAGAUGGUUUUUGGUGACGAUUCUAUUAAAGCUUUUUUUCUAUGCAAUGUAAAGGUAUGCAAAGGGACCGGCGGGUGAGGGUGAUGAAGGCAGGCCGUUAUGGUUUUAAACAUCCCCUGCCCUCUUCUGCAGGGAUGAUGACACCACAGUUAGCCUCAAGGUAACUGCCAUUCCCUGCCACAGCUCCUGACUGAGGCUGCACAUCCACCCCCCGGUCCAUGCCCUCUCGAGCGGGCUCAUAACAAAUGCAGCGCAGCGCCCCUGCGAUUGGAGGGAUAAUCAGGGCCUCACUCCGCUCUGCUAGGCCUGAUUGCCUCCCGCCCCCCCUUAGCAGGUGCUGCGGUCUUAAAAGGCUGCCGAGUGCAAUUAGUGGUGGACCGCUGUUUUACAGCGAUGGUAAAAACCCCCCCCAACUGCUACUCAUGGUUAUAUGCGUACACUUCCUUUAAAAGCCUCCCUGACUACGCGGGGGCCCGUGGCUGAGGGCUGAGUCCGAGCUCUGUGGCGUUUCCUCAUCUGUCUGCGCCACUCGAGCAGGAAACGGUGCGGGUCGUCUCCGCCUCCACCUCCGGCUCCGUCUCCCGUGAGACCCGCAGUUAUCAUCGACAGUGAUUAGCGACGGGGGGGGGCAGGACGGAGCUCGUUAGCUUCCCCCCGACGCCCGCUGAUGAGAUGGAGACCCCCGCCACGCGAUAAUCCCUGCAACCGGGUUUAACAACACUUCUGCUCUAAAGUGCUUCCUUCCCGCCACAGCCCUACUGUUCCUUCCCGUUACCUUCCCCGUACCGCAUUUACUCCCUUUCUAAAUGCCGGGUUCCCUGCUGCGGUGUGAAGGUGCUAGCCUGUCAAAGUACGCCGAUGCAUCGCGGGGAUAUUGUCCUCCUUAUUUAAGUCUUAAUUAAGUCUUAAUGAAUUAAGCCAUUAAUUAGAUCUCUAAUGCAGAGUGCUGAACAGAGGGCUCUGGAUCUGCAGUCUUGCUCUGACUGUAUUGAAUCUUGAUAAUUUUUCAGGAGGGAUGUCCCUUAGAACCCCCCCCCACCAAAAAAAGAAGAAUAAAAACAAUAGAGGAAUAAAUAAUAAAUAAGAAGAAAACAUGCUCCUGACUUUGAGAGGAUCAGGAUUUAUUUAUACGGUUUUGUGAGGCUUUAGAUCUGUUAAGCAGCAUGCUGAGUUUCGAAUGAAGAACAUGCGCUUGGAGGACUGAAGCCCAGAGCAGCGAAGUUAUACGAUGCUCUCCGAAAAGUUGCAGGCACUGCACCAUACGUCUGAGCCCUCAUACGCCACAAAUGUCUGCAUUGUGGGUGUGUCUGUGGGUAUGUGUGUGGGUGUGUGUGCAUGCGUCUAUGUCUGUAUGUAUGUGUCUGUGCCUGUGUAUGAAGAUGCUGCUGGCCUCCGUGACUGGGCCUCUCGCCUAAGAGAAGAAUCCCAGUCAGAGGUUCGCCAUUAAUUUCCUCGGUGGUUAUUUAAAAGAGCUUGAGCUUGAAAUGGUGAACGGUCCAAUUUAGAAAAUAACAGCUAAAGCAGCGGGAGAUGUUUGCUCCUCAUUAUCAUGUGCCGCCUUGAUGCUCAUUGUCUCAUUAGAGCCUUAUUUACACUUCCCCUUGCUCUUCCACGGUGUAGUGUGAUGUGGGAGGCAGGCCCCUCCCCUCGACCUGUCAAUCACUUCGCCACUGUCCACACCCUGCUUGGUCAGGUGUGCCUCUGAAGUAAGAGGUGGGAACACUGUAAGUUUGUUGUCAGCCUUAGGAGAAGAGAUGGGGUGGUACACAGCCGUUACGAACUUUAUAAUGUACACAAGAAACGCACAGAAUGCUUGCACAAACUGGGAGAGGGAGAGGAUUUUGGGAGGCCCAGGUGAAGAUGGUGCACAAGGAGAGUUCUGGGGUGCGUCCUGUGGGUCUGGACAGUUCCGUCCUGCACAGGUCGGACAUGGGCCUGGCCCGCGGCGUGUUUCUGUACCACUCUGGCUGUGCCUAAGCUUUGUGAAUGCAUCCAGUCUGUCAGUAUUGUAUGGGCCCCAGGACUGAUGUGCUCUGUAAGUGCCACACUUGCACUAAUCUGAGCUGCGUAAAUGCUCAUUUUGAGGGCAGGAGAGUCCAAAUGUGCAGGAAACUCUCUGACAGCUUACAAAGACCAUGAUGUGUUAGGGGAUUGUAUUGCUGAGUUAAACAGAAACACAUUGUCCCACCUGAUCAUUUCAAAGCCACAGCCUUGUCCUGCUGCGUUCUCCUGUACAUCCCUGUUAAUUUAUGUUUUGUGCAAUACUGGAAGAAACCCAUUGUCUAUAUAAUUAUAAAUGUAUAUUGUCAACACUAUAUAUGUAAUAAUUGUCACUAAGUUGUAAACUUGUACAAAAAAAAAAAAACAUCUCAGAAAUGCACUUUAACUGAUGUUAUUGGGAGCUGGAGUGAAAAGAAACGGCGUUGGAUUCUGGUUUUUGUUUUUAUCCGGUCUUCUUCCCCCCCCUGUAUGUUUGGUUCAUGUUGAGACGAUGUGUUGGAGAGACUAAAUAAAGA
Molecule: messenger RNA, 8061 nt
Organism: Megalops cyprinoides (Indo-Pacific tarpon)
Lineage: Eukaryota; Metazoa; Chordata; Actinopteri; Elopiformes; Megalopidae
Product: serine-rich coiled-coil domain-containing protein 2-like
Exons: 11
Coding region: 580-3438 (952 amino acids)
Biological process (GO): microtubule bundle formation
Cellular component (GO): microtubule cytoskeleton
Molecular function (GO): microtubule binding
Source: RefSeq, a predicted model, not a curated record